Saitoella complicata NRRL Y-17804 is the source of this 396-nucleotide messenger RNA. RefSeq lists its product as uncharacterized. NCBI's taxonomy places the organism in Eukaryota, Fungi, Ascomycota, Saitoellomycetes, Saitoellales, Saitoellaceae. The transcript has 2 exons. The record is from RefSeq and is a predicted model, not a curated record. Bases 1 to 396 code for a protein of 131 amino acids.
AUGGACGCAAGCACCGUUAUGGACACACUCCUCACCGGCAUGGGCUACGCCCAAACCGCCGUUCGCGAAACCACCCGCAUCGCUGGUCCCCGCCUGUACGCCCUCUCCCAGUCGCACCCAGACUUAACCUCGAUCUUCAUGCUCCUUGGUAUUCUCUGGCUCAGUAUGACUAUUCUCACUCGCGCCGGUAGGUUCAUGUACUCCACCGUAGUCAGCACCGUGAAAAUGGCCAUUUUCUCGGCUAUUGUUGCGUUUGUCUGGGCUAUUGUGCAAAAGGGACAGGGAUUGACCAGGGAAGAUGUGAUGGAGAUAUUGCAGACGGCAUAUGGACAGAUCAUUGGGAGCGUGCAGCAGUUCAUCCCGGGACAAAAGAAGGGUCCCUUGGGAUUGUGGUAG